This is a messenger RNA of Varanus komodoensis (Komodo dragon), 2849 nucleotides long. It is a transcript of the gene IL17RA, whose product is annotated as interleukin 17 receptor A. The record is from RefSeq and is a predicted model, not a curated record. The transcript has 12 exons. Gene Ontology annotation, molecular function: interleukin-17 receptor activity. Lineage: Eukaryota; Metazoa; Chordata; Lepidosauria; Squamata; Varanidae. The coding region runs from base 41 to 2563 and encodes 840 amino acids.
AAGCGAAUGUGCCCGGUGGCCUCGCUUCGCUGGAUCGAGGAUGGGGGCAGCCCCUGCGCUGCUCUUUGCGCUGCUUCUGCGGCUGGGGUCCACCGCGUCGGGACUGAGGCUUCUCCUCAAUCACCCGCCAGUUUUCAAUUGCUCCCAACCGGGUCUACACUGCCUUGUGCAAAACAGUACCUGCAUGGAUCAGAGCUGGCUCAAAGUUUCAACCUGGACUCCGUCAGCCCCAAGUUCCCUUAAUGUCCAGAUUGGUACUUUCUUUGGCAUGGAAGGGAAACUGCUCCCUGUACUGCAGAUAGACUGGAAGGUGGCUACUGAUGGAAGCAUUCAGCAUCUCAAAGGGGUGGAAUUGUCAGUGCUGCAGGUGAACGUUAACCAGCAGGUCUGUGCUCAGUUCAACUUCCUGAAUAGCCUGUUAUUCCAAGUCCGUCCAAAUGGUGGAGGCCGGUGGAAUUUCUCUUUCAACCGCUUUGAAGUACAGCCAGGUCAGAAAUACCAUGUGACUAUAUAUCACUUGCCCAAAUUAAGUACUUCUGGAGACCAUAACCAGAAAUCCAUGGAAUUCACAGUACCAGACUGCACAGAUCCUAUCAUGAAAUCAACAACACCGUGCCUGCAAAUAGGCAGUCUGUGGGAGCCCAGAAUUGAAGGCAAACGCCUUGAUGACGGAUCUUUGUUAGUGAGCUUUAACCCAGCACUGGAAUCAGCCAGUUAUAUCAUCCACGUGACCAGUUAUCAAGAAGGGGGAAAAGAAUGUGAGAAGACCAUACAUAAAAUAUCUGAGGAGGUGUUGCCGCAGCGACAAAAUGUCACAGUCAAGCUGGAGAGAAUGGUGAAGAGUUGUUGCGAGUACAGAGUUCAGAUCCAGCCAUUCUUUGCAGUUUGUGCCUCAGAUUGUAUGAGGCAUUCAGUUUUCAUCCCAUGCCCCCUGCCUACUGUGCUGAGUUUCACUGAUGAGAAAAUGAAAGGAGAUGGUUAUCUUUCGGUGGCACUGCCCUGGGGCCUCACCCUCGUCUGCAUUUUACUAGUUGUAUCAGCUGUUGCUGUAGCAGUUUGCCUUGUUCGGAGGCCAAAAGCAGCAAAUGCAGGAACAGGCACCAGUGAUAAUACAGGUAAUGAUGACACGCUUGGGUCACAGCCUCUUCAACCCCUAAAGGCUUGUAAGAUUUGGAUUGUGUAUUCUGCUGACCACAAGCUCUAUGUAGAUGUUGUGAUGAGGUUUGCUGAAUUCUUGAUGACUGUCUGUGGUACUGAGGUAGUACUAGAUCGGCUGGAUGAGCGCCAGAUAUCUGAGAUGGGGCCCAUACGCUGGCUUACUCGACAAAAACAGGAAAUGGAAGAACUCUCUUCAAAGAUCAUUAUAUUGUGUUCCCAAGGCACUCGAGCUAAGUGGCAGGCCAUGCUGGGCCGUGGAGAGAGAGGUGUUUGUCUCAAACAAGAUAACCAUAAGCCGAUAGGGGACAUGUUCACUCCAGCACUGAAUCUGAUCUUGCCAGACUUUAAGCAGCCAGCUUGCUUUGGCAUGUACUUAGUCUGCUAUUUUGAGGGCAUAAGCAGUGAGAGAGAUAUUCCAGAACCUUUUAAUGUCACCUCCAAGUACCAACUGAUGGACAAGUUUGAGGAAAUUUAUUUCCUGAUUCAGGAUAUGGAAAAGUUUGAGCCAGGACGAAUCCAUCAGAUUCCAGAGAUUUCACGUGAAAAGUAUAUGGAAAGCCCCAGUGGCAGACAACUGAAGGAGGCAAUUCAGAAGUUCCAGAAAUUGCAGACCGAGGACCCUAACUGGUUUAAAAGGCAGAAUGCUUGCUCUGAGGAUCAUGAUGACCUACAGUCCCUGAAUGGGGAACUCUCUGAGGAAUUAGUAUCAGCUAAGGGAAGAAUUCUGAGACAACAACUACUUCUGCGUGAGCCUGACCCCAGUAGCUGUUGCUUGGUCAACCUCCUGGUCAGUGAGGAUGACUUGGGAGUCUGUAGGCUGUUACCCCAACCUCUACCAGAAGAAGAUCCAACAUUUCAAACCCUGGUUGUUCCUGCUGAUGAGACUUCUCAGGUUCAGAUGGUAAUGCCAAUUGUGCCUGUGGAAAAGAGAAGCAUAUUCAGCAAUCAACUGUUGCCCAAUGAAGAGUGGCUGGAAAGAGCACCCCUAUUAGAAACUAGCAUCCCAAGAAGAAACAAAGUCAUUAUUCAAGAUGACGUAUCUUCAGAUCCCCAGCCCCUGCCAGUUGAUGUGAGGCAGCAGCUGGAGGGAUUGAUGUACUCUGUCUAUCAACAAAGCAUCACCCCCUCUGAACUCUCUGUCUGCCAAGAAAGUGUUAAUGCUCAGCAGCAGCAGCAGCUAGAUUUUGAUAAUUCUUGCAAAGAUCAACGACAGUCAGUGCAAUCAGACCAGGGAUACAUCUCCAGAUGUUCCCCUUUGCUUUCUGAUGGACCUAUGGAGAAGGAGGAAGUCCAAGAACAGGAAGGACAUGGGUCUGCUGGGUACCUCUCCGCAGACAUCUUGGACAGUCUAAAACAUCUGCAGCAGGAGCUGCUUUUCCAGGAUAUUCAGCAGAACUUCAGCUAGGGCCCCAUGGGAGAGAGGAUGAAGUUGGUCUGGCUCUCCACACAGAACCUGUCCUGUGUUCACCAAAAAGGAAGGGUAUAUUGGAUAGAAUGCAUACAUUUGAGAUGUCUUCUCUCAAACAACCGUCCUAUAUUUUUAUGAAGUCUAACAGAGAGGAGAGCUGACUGAGAACAUCCAUUUGGCUACAGGGCUAAAUUUCUAAGCUAUCUAUCCAGUCUGCUUAUAGUAUCCACUGAAGCAUUACUGUGUGAUGUCAGAACAAUAAACAUUACAUCUUGCAGAUUAA